GAUUCACCUACAGACCAAACCCCCCACUUCCACUGAGGGAGACAGCCUGUCUGUCCACAGCUACAGGAGGGAAUACUGGACCAGGCUGGGACUGACACAUGCUGCUGACUGGACUCACUGGACGGGAAUGAACCAAGGAGUGAGGUCUGUACACUGGAAUGUUCGAAAAUUUGCCGAAUAAAACAAGUAUUAGGAGCAUUUCGGGGUGCAGACCUCACUGCUUUGUUCCAAAUUUUGCGAUUUUUGUGUUGCACCCUGAUAUUUUUCUCUGGAUAUGAGCACAGCUGGUCCUCUUCUGAAGCUUUACAAGAACCACCACUCAGAGUGAAAGUGAAAGUAAGCUUCAGAUCGUUGUAGAGGAGGGAGGGGUACUACAGCUGUCUGGGUUCGUGUUUGAUUGGUCUAACAAGUUUAACUUCAGAUUCACUCUGAGAGAAAAUGGCUUCCCGCCCAUCACUUCCGGAAGAGGAUCUCUCCUGUCGUGUGUGUCAUGACAUCUUUAAAGAUCCUGUCGUGCUGUCAUGUAGUCACAGCUUCUGUAAAGACUGUCUACAGAAAUGGUGGCGAGACAAACCAUUACGGGAGUGUCCACUUUGUAAGAGAAGAUCUUCGAAGAGUGAACCACCUUGUAGUUUGGCGUUAAAGAACCUGUGUGAGGCCUUCUUAAAGGACAGCAGUCACAGAGCUGCAGCAGAGUCUGAGACUCUCUGCAGUCUGCAUGCUGAGAAACUCAAACUCUUCUGUCUGGACCAUCAGCAGCCAGUGUGUCUCGUCUGUCUACACUCAAAAAUACACACCAACCACAGAAUCAGACCCAUCGGUGAAGCUGCAAUGGGUCACAGGGAGCAACUCCAGACAUCACUGAAGCCCUUACAGGGGAAGUUAAAGGAUUUAGAUGAAGCUAAAAGAAACUUUGACCAAACAACAAAACGCAUUAAGGUCCAGGCCCAGAACACAGAGAGGCAGAUUAAAGAGGAGUUUAAGAAACUUCACCAGUUUCUACAAGAGGAAGAGGAAGCAAGGAUUACUACAGUGAGGGAGGAAGAGGAGCACAAGUGUCAGAUGAUGAAGGAGAAGAUUGAGGGGCUGAACAGAGAGAUAGCAGGCCUCUCAGACACAGUUGAAGCCAUAGAGAAGGAACUGGGAUCUGAAGACAUCUCAUUCCUGCAGAACUACAAGGUUACAGUGAAAAGAGCCCAGAGCACACUGCCAGAUGUUCCACAGCUGGUCUCAGGAGCACUGAUAGACGUGGCCAAACACCUGGGCAACCUGAGCUUCACAGUCUGGAGCAAGAUGAAGGAGAUGGUCUCGUACACUCCUGUGAUUCUGGACCCAAACACUGCUGCUCCACUUCUAAUCCUGUCUGAGGACCUGACCAGUGUGAGACGUGGAGAGAGACAGCAGCUUCCAGAAAACCCAGAGAGGUUUAACAGGUACUCUGUCCUGGGCUCUGAGGGUUUUAAUUCAGGAACUCACAGCUGGGAUGUUGAGGUUGGAGAAAGUUCAGGCUGGGUACUGGGGGCGAUGGAAGAGUCUGUCCAGAGGAAGACAGACAAAAGAGGUAGAGCAUGGAGGAUAAGGUCCUAUUUAGGUGAAUACUCAGCAGCAUCUCCAUCAGGAUCAGCCACUAUUCUCUCAGUGAGAGUGAAGCCUCAGAGGAUCAGAGUGAAGCUGGACUGCAACAGAGGAACUCUGUCAUUCUCUGAUCCAGAUACCAACACACACAUACACACCUUCACACACACUUUUACUGAAAGGCUGUUUCCAGUUAUAGUGAAUUGGCAUGUAGACUUUAUGAAGGUGUUACCAGUGAAGGUCUUUUUAAAACUGGAACAACAGAAAUAGAGAUUAUGAUGGUGAAAACUGACUUGAAGUGAUGUAACAAUUUGUGUGUGUGUGUAUAUAUACACACACACACACACACACACACACACACACACACACACACACACACACACACACACACACACCGGCCACUUUAUUAGGCACACCUGUCCAACUGCUCGUUAACGCAAAUUUCUAAUCAGCCAAUCACAUGGCAGCAACUCAAUGCAUUUAGGCAUGUAGACAUGGUCAAGACGAUCUGCUGCAGU
Molecule: messenger RNA, 2093 nt
Organism: Lampris incognitus (smalleye Pacific opah)
Lineage: Eukaryota; Metazoa; Chordata; Actinopteri; Lampriformes; Lampridae
Product: E3 ubiquitin-protein ligase TRIM35-like
Exons: 1
Coding region: 439-1845 (468 amino acids)
Molecular function (GO): zinc ion binding; protein binding
Source: RefSeq, a predicted model, not a curated record